This is a messenger RNA of Pelodiscus sinensis (Chinese soft-shelled turtle), 1894 nucleotides long. NCBI's taxonomy places the organism in Eukaryota, Metazoa, Chordata, Testudines, Trionychidae. The record is from RefSeq and is a predicted model, not a curated record.
GCAUGAAUUGCAGAAGCAAGUAUAUAAAGUUUCCACUAAUCUCUGGCAUGUUGUGUAAUAGAGGAAUCCAUGCAGAGGACCAGUCAUACCAACCCUGCUGAGUCUCUCCAUUCUGAAUUGUCCAGAAACAUGAUGGGCCUUCUGCACUUGAUGCUGCUAUCUACUCUCCUCUCAGUUUCCAUGACAUCAGAAUCAUAUGAUGCAAUGGAAGGUGAGGCUUUGGUUGUAAAGUGUCCCAGAGACCGUCCAAAUAGAACCAUUACAUGGUAUCAUACACAGACUAACCUGCCCAUUCCUGCAGAAGAAGGAGAACGGAUAUUUUCCUCUGGGCGAUUUCUUUGGUUUCUGCCAACAGCGAAAGAGGACUCAGGAACCUACACUUGUUUUGUAUGCGAUUUUAGUAAGUGUACAAUGCCUUCCACUGUGAGUGUGAUGGUGUAUCCAUACAAACGAGGAAUUUGUUUCCCAAGUCGGAUUCGUUAUCCAAAUGACACUGGAACAUUAACAUCUGGAAAAAUUGUUUGCCCUACAAUUGACAAUUAUGAGAAUGCUACUAUUGUCAAAUGGUAUAAGGACUGCAAACCUCUCCAAGGACCAAGUGAAAAAUAUUUAAUGAGAGAGAAGUAUCUUUUUAUUAAAUGUCCCCCCAAAACUGAUGAAGGAUAUUAUACCUGCUAUUUUACCUACAUGCAUGGUGGAAAUGUAUAUAAUGUAUCAGCGACAAGACGCUUUAUAGUUGAAGAAACUGUCUCUUCACCUAUACUUGCCCAAAUUCAGUAUCCAACAGACAAUUCUGUAAUACAAGUGGAGCUUGGUUCUCCUGUGAACAUUAGUUGUAAAGCCUUUCUGGGGAUUGGGAAGCAAAACAUAGCUGUUGUUACAUGGAACGUUAAUGAAACUAAAGCCGAAGCUCUUAAUUCUUUAAGGUUUCAGGUAGACUGUCAAUUUUUUAGGGAAUCUGAUCGGCGAUAUUAUGGCGAGUCCAUUUUAAACAUUGAGAAAGUGAAGGAAGAGGAUCUUCUGUCAAAUUUCUCAUGUACCGCACUAAAUGAAAUGGGAUUUGUAAUGCACAAAGUGAUGUUACAGCUCAAAGUGCCAGGACAUCAUCACAACACUUACCUGAUAAUAGGGAUUCUUGUUUUGUUAGUUAUAAUAGCCCUUUUGGUCAUACUUCACCAUUUUUUCCAAAUCAAUAUUGUCCUGCUGUGUCGGGAGAUAUUUAAACCCUACAAAACCCAGAAUGAUGGGAAGAUAUAUGAUGCAUGUGUUAUCUAUCCCAAAAAUCGCACUAAUGAAGCUAAUUUUGUGGAAUAUUUUGUCCACCAGAUUUUGCCAGAUGUUCUAGAAAAUAAACAUGGAUAUAAACUAUGCAUUCAUGGGCGAGACAUGUUGCCUGGAGAAGAUGCUGCCAAUGCAUUUGAAAUGAGAAUACUGAAGAGUCGGAGACUGAUAAUCAUUCUGACACCACAGCUAAUUGAAUGUGAGGAAUUUGCUUACGAACAUCAGAUUGCUUUAUACAAUGCCCUUAUUCAGAACGACAUAAAGGUGAUCCUCCUUGAAAUGGAGACAAUUGGGGACUAUAAAGGCUUGCAAGAAUCACUCAGGCACAUCAUCAAGCAACAAGGUACUAUCAAAUGGAAAGAGAAGCACACGCAAAGCCCAUAUGCAUCCAACUCUACAUUCUGGAAACACGUGAGGUACCACAUGCCGGUGAGACACAAGUCUUCACAAUUCAGCUAUGCUGUAUAAAUAGGAAGUGUUAUUAACAAGGGUAGGAGGAGAUGACAGACUUGCUGGGCCUCUCAGCAAGGUGCGGGGAGCCAGCAUUGUGCUCCUGGAAGCUGGCACUGUGUUCCUUGGAAGAAGGGGCAGGGUCUUGGACAGAAGGGAUGGG